CCUGAUCUGCAGCUGCCUCAGCCGGUGUCCUAUGUUGGCCGCUGCCGCGGCUGCUACUGCCGUCGAGGCUAGUGCCGGCUGCAGCACGGGCACUCAACAAGGCCAGUCGGGCUCACCUCAGGGACCCAUGGCGGUGCCAUGGCCUGUCUGCCCCGUGGACUUGCUUAACCUUAUACACCUGCAACGGAGCACGUUGGCGCGUAGUCCUGCUCUGGCGUCGUCUGCGCUAUUGCUACUGGAUGCAGCAAGCGGCGCCAGCAGUAGCAGCGCCAGCAGUAGCAGCUGCGCCACAAGGCUGCAGUGCGGCCUCAUUCGUGCCGUGCUGCCGGCAGCGACUGCGUCAGCUUGCGCCAUCACGGGUGCGACGGGUGGUGACAGCGGCAGUGGCAGCGAUGGCGCCGCAUUGCGCAACAGCAACUCCGCCGUGGGGCGCGCCAGCGCCGCCAUCACGUUGACGACAGCCGGGUCGGUCGGUCAGCCCGCAUCGCUGCUGCAAAGACUGGAGGCCCUGCUGGACGUGUGUGCGCCCGAGCUUGCGCUGUUCGCGGCUCUGCAGCUGGCGGCGGCUAGAGCUGCCGGGCAACAGGGGGCGGAUGCAUCAGCGGAGGGUUCAGCCCAGCAGCAGCAGGGGCUAGUGGAAGACGUGAUCAUGAUGGCUGCCGCACUCGCCGCAUGCCCACCGCUUACGCAAGAGACCAUAGAUGCCUGCCUAGCGCAAGGCAGCACUAGCAGCAGUAGCAGUAGCAGCAAUGGAAGCAGUAGCGAUGACGGCGCCUGGGGGCUUGGGCCAGCAGUGGCGCCCAUGGAUGCAGGCGACCAGUGCCUGCCCGCAGCUGCGGUGGUCUCGCCGGAGGUCUGGUCGUUGACUGGCGCCUGGUAUCAGGCGGCACCCAGCAGCAGUCCUGGCGCAGCGGCCGGUGGCAGCCUUAAUGGCAUCAGCGGCGGCGUGAGUGCCGCGAGCGGCGGUGCCGGUGGUGCCAGCAGGGGCGGCAUCACGUGGCGGGCGGGCUGCUCCUGCACUCAGGACUGGGCGCCCGUGUGUGACGUGGUCACGGGGCAGCAGUACCCGAACGCCUGCUUCGCAAGCUGCCUGGGCACGGCUCAGCGGGUGGGCCUUUGUAGCAAGCUGGUCCAGCCCGCGUGCGCGCUCAGCCCUGCGCCUGAGCCAAGCCAGCCUAAACCGGCGGCGGCGCCGGCGUCCAGGAACAGCAGCCAGCAGCCACCACCCGAGCAGGCGAGCCUCGCGGCGGCACGAGCAGCGUGGCGGAACAUCUUCUCGGCACGUGUGCCCGUGGCCACAGCGGCCAUAGGCCCAGCGGUGGAGGCGGAGGCGGAGGCAGAGGCACGGCGGCUGUUCCUAGCCCACAACGCAGAGCCGCCGCCCGCUGCAAGCGCUGCUGAGAUGGCUCAGAGCUCCAGCGACCUAUCAGCUUCAAGUACUGCUGCCGUGUUCUCAGCUGUGGGUGUUGUGGUCUUGAACAGCCUCUUGGCAGAGCUGCUACAGCCGGCGGUGGAGCUCUUGCUUGCUAGCGGCAGUAGCAGCGGCGCCCUGCAAGACGCUGCCGCCGCUGGGGCCGGGGAGAGUGACCCCGCCGAAAGCGCGCUUGCAAGGCGCCUGCAUUUGCUGUACCUGCUGUCAGCAGCGGCCGCGCCCGACGCGUCGGACCAAGAGCCAGCAGAGACGGCCGUGGGACCAGAGGCGCCCGUGGCCGGAUGAGGGCUGUGCCUGGACCGGCUGUCGUUGUGGACGGACUGCGGUAUCUGGGAACGAAAGCGGGGAGCCCCUGUCGAUGUGGUUGGACCAACCGUACCGUAAUUGUUAUUAGAACGCAGGGUUCGGGAAGCGGGCGGGAAAGUGGAGCGGAAGUGUGCAGAUGUGCGUGGUGUUGCAGUUGAUGAGCGUUCUAGGUCAGAUCAACAGAGUGUGGGCCAUAUCGGCAACAACGGGCUGCCGUCAACUGUGUAGGGUAGCUACCGAAACAAAACCGCACGGACGGAAGUUCCGGACGGACGGAAGUACAUGAUAUGAACGAAUGGACUGUCGCGCUUCUGAUGCUCGAAUGACUGGGUAGAAUGCCUCGAAGAAAGGGGUGCGUGUGUUGCUGGGAUACGUGUGGGUUUGAGACCAGGUCACGGAGG
Molecule: messenger RNA, 2139 nt
Organism: Chlamydomonas reinhardtii
Lineage: Eukaryota; Viridiplantae; Chlorophyta; Chlorophyceae; Chlamydomonadales; Chlamydomonadaceae
Exons: 4
Coding region: 128-1717 (529 amino acids)
Molecular function (GO): protein binding
Source: RefSeq, a predicted model, not a curated record